Molecule: messenger RNA, 2476 nt
Organism: Megalops cyprinoides (Indo-Pacific tarpon)
Lineage: Eukaryota; Metazoa; Chordata; Actinopteri; Elopiformes; Megalopidae
Gene: fubp3
Product: far upstream element (FUSE) binding protein 3
Exons: 19
Coding region: 1-1731 (576 amino acids)
Biological process (GO): regulation of DNA-templated transcription
Cellular component (GO): cytoplasm; nucleus
Molecular function (GO): mRNA binding
Source: RefSeq, a predicted model, not a curated record
AUGAUGAUGAUGGCGGAGCUGGUGCAGGGACAGGCCUCGGUGGCUCAGCCCGGGAUGAAAACAGACGGCUUCGCCGACGCUCUACACCGGGCCCGACAGAUUGCGGCUAAAAUGGGGGGUGACCAGAUGUCCCACCUGAACAACUCCUCACCAGUUGUUGACCCCUCCCUGUACGGCUAUGGAGGGCAGAAGCGAUCCCUGGAUGAGGGAGUGGGCAACCAGCUCGGUGGCAUGGUACAUCAAAGGGCUAUAAUAACAGAAGACUUCAAAGUGCCUGAUAAAAUGGUUGGAUUCAUCAUUGGCAGAGGAGGCGAACAGAUCACAAGAAUCCAACUAGAGUCGGGCUGCAAGAUUCAAAUCGCAGCGGACAGUGGAGGGAUGAUGGACAGGCCCUGCACUCUGACUGGAAGCCCGGAGAGCAUUGAGCAGGCGAAGCGGCUGUUGGGGCAGAUCGUGGAGCGCUGUCGGAAUGGGCCAGGCUUCCACAGCGAGAUGGACGGGAACAGCGCGGUCCAGGAGAUCCUGAUCCCGGCCAGCAAAGUGGGCCUGGUCAUCGGCAAGGGAGGGGACACCAUCAAACAGCUGCAGGAAAGAACAGGAGUGAAAAUGCUGAUGAUUCAGGAUGGCCCCAUGCCGACAGGCGCUGACAAACCCCUGAGAAUCACCGGGGAUCCCUACAAAGUGCAGCAAGCACGUGAACUGGUGGUGGAGAUCAUCAGAGACAAGGACCAGGGGGACUUCCGGGCCGGCCGGAGUGACUUCGGGUCCCGACUGGGAGGGAGCAGUUUGGACGUGGCUGUCCCGAGAUUUGCGGUUGGGAUCGUCAUCGGCAGGAACGGUGAGAUGAUCAAGAAGAUUCAGAACGACGCAGGUGUGAGGAUCCAGUUCAAGCCAGAUGAUGGGAUCAGCCCGGACAGAAUCGCCCAGGUGAUGGGGCAGCCGGACAGGUGUCAGCAUGCAGUCCACCUCAUCAAUGAGCUCGUCCACACCGCGCAGGAGCGGGAUGGAUUCGGGGGUCCCGUGGGCCCCAGAGGCAGGGGUCGAGGACGUGGAGAGUGGAACAUGGGGGCGCCAGGCGGGCUGCAGGAAGUGACAUACACGAUACCCGCUGACAAGUGCGGCCUGGUGAUUGGGAAAGGUGGGGAGACCAUCAAGAACAUCAACCAGCAGUCCGGGGCGCACGUGGAGCUGCAGCGCAACCCGCCCCCCAACACCGACCCCAACGUGCGCAUCUUCUCCAUCCGGGGGACCCCCCAGCAGAUGGAGCUGGCCCGGCAGCUGAUCGACGAGAAGAUCGGGGGUUCGGGGAUGGGAGGCAACAGUAGUUUUGGUCUGAACCCGUUCACACAGGGGCCAGCUACUCCUCACCAAAAUGGCCCCCAAACGUUCAUGACUGGGGGAUGGGGAACGACGUACCAGACAUGGCAACCUCAGGGUCAGCAGGACCCCAGUCACAACGGAUCCCAGACCGGGCAGGUGGAUUAUUCCAAAGCUUGGGAGCAGUAUUAUAAAAAGCUAGGUCAGCAAAGCCAGGCCCAAAGCACUGGCCCUGACUACAGCAAAGCGUGGGAGGAGUACUACAAGAAACAGAGCCAGGCGGCCGGGCCCGGCUCCCAGCAGAGCUCCCCCCCGGACUACAGUGCCGCCUGGGCGGAAUAUUACAGACAGCAGGGGGCGUACUACGGGCAGGGCGCCCCCCAGACACAGGCUCCAGGCCUUCAGGAACAUUAGAGUGGAUUCCCUUUAGUUGAAGAUUUUUUUUUGAAUCGCUGAGAGGAGGAAAAACAAACCUUUUAUAAUGGAGGUUUCUAGAUUUGCAACGCCUUGAAGACUUUUACUUUUUUUUCUUAGUGAGAAACACUAGCUGUAGAAUGACUUAUACAAUUUAAAAAAAAAAAAAAGAAUAUUUCUAAAUCAGGAACAUUUAAUUGUUACUAAAUACUUGUGUACACCAUUAUUUGAAUGGACAAUUUCCGGGAUCCCUUUUGGAUUUAAGAGAGAACCCUUUUUGUUUUUCAAAGAAAUUUUUUUUUUUUAAUUGAAAGAUGAAAAAGCCAAAAUGCACCCCGGAAUUGUAACAUUUCAGCGAAACGCAAUAUAAUCUAUUUUUUCUAGUUCUGUUGCAAUAAAAUCGUAAUGGAUGGGCUUGGCAGUCUUGAGGCAAAUUAUGAGUUUUGUUUUUGUCAUGAAAGAACAGAUGUUUUAAGAAUGUGUAAAAAUGUGCGUUGUCUUUCUUUUCUCUUUUACAUAAUGCAUUUUAAUUCAGUGAGACGAAACUGUGAUUUUGUUACAGGAAAAGGUAUUCUUUUGUUACGAAAUACCAGGGGUGUUGUCAGCAAAUGGCAGUCAGUUCCUAAUUUAAUAGCCCUUCCUGUGCUUUGGUUCUGUUGUUCAGUGUCAUUUUUAUUGUACUCUGGUUUAAAAAGGUGCAAUAUCUUAUUUCAUUUUUGAAACAAAGAUGGAUUCUAAUAUUUUG